Molecule: messenger RNA, 513 nt
Organism: Colletotrichum higginsianum IMI 349063
Lineage: Eukaryota; Fungi; Ascomycota; Sordariomycetes; Glomerellales; Glomerellaceae
Exons: 1
Coding region: 1-513 (170 amino acids)
Source: RefSeq, a predicted model, not a curated record
AUGCAGGUGGAGAAGGAGAUGGAAGAGAUGAGAGAAGAAGACACGCUCAAGCCUUGCCGUCAUCAGGUGGUUGGUCCCCUCAAGCCUCAAGGAAACACAAUGCUGGCUGGCAUCCAGGCAUUGACCGAUAUUCGGAUUGCCUCGUCCUCAAACGUCGCAAAAAGGAAACAAUGGCUUUGUCGGUCAGCAAGUGUCGGACUGUACACAAAUGUCCAACAUGCCAAUGCUUUGGCGUUCCCUCCGCCUAUUCUAUCCCCCAUCCUGUCGCCUCCAGCACUUCCAGACUAUCGGGUCCUUCAUGGCUCAACCCUUGACUCGGGCUCAGACUCAGACUCCAACCCAGACCCAGACCCGGACUCUUCUCCCGAAAAGCUCAUCUCUUCAUCUCAUCAUAGGCUCAGCCACCCCUUUCCCUCCGACUCCCAAUCUGCACGGUCAGCGUUCUGGUUCUGGCACCGAAACGGACCCUCCCCUCCCAUCUUGUCAUCUCGUCCAAUCCAUCAGAGUACCUAG